UAUCAACGUCAACCAUCAACCACCGAGUUCAAUAACCUCCAUGGAUAAUUCUGGUCCACAUCAAAACAAUAAUAAUAAUGCAUUCUUCAACACAAUCUAAUUACAGAGAGAAGGUUAUUUGUAGGGCUUGUCUUCAAAUCAUUCAUGGACCUUCCUUUAAAGUUCAUGAGGUAUGCAAUCCGAAAGAUGAAGAGGAGAUCAAAAUUCAUGAAAUAUUAAAAAUUGUUGUCCCUGAGUUGUUCUUGAAAUUAUCUGAAAGUCCAGAAAUUUGUUAUGAUUGUAAAGAAAGUGUGCGGAUGAUUCAUGCAUUUAGAAGACGAUGCAUACAAACUGUCCAACUGAUAGCAUUAUACAUAAAGUAUAAUAAGAAUAUUUCGGGUCCUAUUGACUUGCACAGUGUAUUGGAAUAUCACAAUAAUAAACAGCUAGUAGUACAUCAAAAUGUACAGAAAAUCAUUUCUGACUGGGAGGAUGAUUCCAGUGGAGACAAGUCUUCUGAGACUAUGGAUAUACCGAUUACAGAAGUGGAGAAAAAAAACCAAAGCCCACCAUCAUUGGAAGUGAAGAGAUGUUUUGUUCCAUCAUGUCCCAAUACCAGUAUAAAUUCCAACAAACAAUUUAUACGCUUGCCAAAACAGGAUAAAAUAAGAAGGAACUGGUGUUCUGCAGUGGGAACCAACAUUUCUUUUUCAAAGACUUCCCGUCUAUAUUGCUGCGAUAAUCACUUCAAUAUUGAAGAAGAUAGUGAAAAUUGGAUGAAAUUUAAAAUUAUGAAUGCUAAAUUACGUAUGAAAAAUGAUGUUAAGCCGCAUCUUAAUUUGAACAAAGGGAAUACAGAAGUCUGUGAAAAAAUCCAAUCACAGUUAACCUCUUCGUCAAGGAAAAGAAAGGUAGAGAGCAUACAAUUCGAUUCAAAAAAUGCUAGUAACUCUAAUGCAGAAAAUCCCUCCAUAAUAUCUGCUAAUAGAAAUCCAGAAACAACUGAUAUUUUAUCCAGCCAAAAAUCACCAAGAAUAGACUUUGGAUUCAAGACUAUUUCAAAUCAAGUUAUAUCAGAUAACAUCAAACACCCUAGAAAAUCCAGCAGAAUAGUAUUAUUCAAAAACAAUAAUGAAGAAUUAUGCAUCAUUGGCGAGCAACAGUGGAACGAGAAAUGUGAUCAGGAAAAACAUAAUGGGGUUGAAACUGAAAGUAGAGUUUUGGAAAGCUACAAACAAACAAAUCCCCAACAACACAGUGAUAAUGAACCUAUAAAUUUUCCUAAUGCAUCACCAUUGAUCAUUUGUGAAGAAACUGGUUUGUUCAAGAACAAAGAAGGUAAAUACUUUAAUGCCGCUCUAGAACCAAUCAAUGAAAAUGACGUCUGUGCAGAAAAGUCGAAGGCAAAGAUUAGGGGUGAGAACCUCUUCAAAAUUAAGGAGACUUUUUCGGUUCCUGACAACUUCAUCUGCGAAGAAACUGGUUUAUUCAAGAAUGCAAAAGGGGAGUACUUCAAUGAGUUUGGAAAACCGCUGAACAAGCAAGAAGUUGAGGCUGAAAAAGAAAAGGCAAAAAUCAGAGGUGAAAAUUUGUUUCAGAUAACUGGUAUAUGCACCAUUCCAGAAGUGGUUGAAGGAACCGCGAAGGAAGCUCCUGACAAAACCAUAACUUCUUCAGAAACAUCCACAAUACAGCCAUCACCUCUUGAAAACCUUCAAAAGCUGAAAACUUAUUGUAAUUCUUCUAAAGACAAUGAUAAAAAUCUGAAUGAACCACAUGAAGGAGUUAUUCAUAUAAAACAAGAACCUUUGGAAACUAUUCACGAGAUACAACAAAUUGAAUCAAAUAAUUUUCCUGAGGAUGACGAAGAAACACUGACGGCUUCAGAAUCGGCUUCAUAUGGAAGUUUGGAAGGGUUGCUUGAUUCUGUUGAUUCAUUUGAAACUAACCAGUAUGUAGAUGUACCAGAGUUUGUUCAUAUAAACAAAUUCACUUUUAAAGACUUACAAAAGCUCAAACUGAAGUACAAUUUGCAUAGUGAGAGCAGAAGUGCUUUUACAAAUCUGCAAAGUACACGCUCUUCCCUUCCAAAUGAAAGUCAAAGUUUGGAGAAAGAUAUUAAUUUGAAAACGUUGCUUGCCAAACGAAUUGAUAUGAAUUUUCCUUUGGUGUUGAAUCAGAAAUUACCAGGAAAUGUUGCUGGUGAAUUGUUAAAAGAAUCUGAAGGGGGAUUUGCAUUAAAAAAAACUUCAGAUCAAUCAUCCAAUGUGCAAGUACCAGGUUGCCCAGAGACAAGUGAAGUUCGUGAACUACAAUACUCUUCUACUGGAAAUUCUAAUUUCAACUAUCAAUGUUCAAUUUCUCAUGACCAGAAAAAGUCAGCUCCAAAGACUAGACGGCACCGUAAAUGGAAAAUAGUAGCAGUGAAUGAGAAUGAGACUAAUAAUAAUGGUAAACAUGAUGAUGUACUAACUGAUAAUCCCAAUAGAAGAGUUUGUGUUUUAUUCACCAACUAUAGUCUUGAUGGUCUAUAUAUUAACGAUCAUGAUUAUUUGUUAACACCAUAUAAGAGGAACAAAAUUUUAAUCACGGAAAAUGGUCAGAGCUUUUGCAUGUGUUUUAUAUGUGGUUACAAACACAGCAUUGAUGAACACGUUGUACACAUGAAUUUGCACAACCCAAAAUGUGAUGUUUGCAACAAAAACUUUGGCACGGGCUACAUGCUGAAUUUACAUAUGAAAAAUCAUACUAAACCUUGUAAAUUUUGCACUGACCUUGUCCCAUACUCAGAAAUUUUGAGUCAUGAGAAAAAACACAAAGAUGAAGAUUUGGAGUUUGAAAAGGGGAUGGAGAGAAAGAGAAAGAAGAAGGAUGAUAAAGAUGAAAAGCCUGUUUAUUUCAAUGUUCCUCAUAAACGUAAUAGAGCCUCAAAGUCACCAAGGUUACGCAGUAGAUCAUUAAAUGAAGCAGAUAGUGUUGAAGUGACAAGGGCUGAUGAUGAAAUAAUUGUUGAUAUUGAAAAGUCUGACCCGAAAGGUAUCGACAUAGAUAAUGUUGAGACAAAAAAUAUUGAAACAACUAAUAUUGGGAAAGGUAAUGUUCAUGAACGCACUGCUGAGAAAAGUAAUGUGGAGCAAAACAAUGUUGAGUCAAAUAAUGUUGAACCAACUUUAGCUAAGACCCCCAAUAUCAAUUCAAUCAAAGGCAAAAAAAAACAUGUUGUAAAUGAAAAAGAAUCAACGGAAUCAAAUAUAUCUUCUCCAAUAAAGAAAAAGAGGACACCUAAAAGCGGAGCUUUGAGUAAAAAAGAGGUCGAUUUGGAGGAAAAACUUCUCAAAAUAUGUGAAAAAAGUAAAGAAUGUUCGGAAAGAAGAGUCCUUAGGUCUUCUUUUUUGAAAAAAUCUUCAGAAAUGGAAGGAAGCCCGACUGACUAGACUAAUGACAUCAACUGAUUAGGCUGAAAGAGUUGGAAAGUGGCACCUUCAAAAAGAAUGGUUCUACCCCCAGAAUGUAGUAUUAAUGCAGCAAGAUAAUCUGUUAAACAAACAAAUGGAAAUUUUCUGCUCGUCUUGCUAGAGUUCUUUACUAUGUCUCAGCAACAAUUCCAAAAGAAGAAUACCUACCACAGAAAUUAGAAUUUCUUCAAAGAAUAUGAGAUCUAUUCAUUAUGUGAGGAAAUACUUGAACAGUAUUGCUUUUGAAACAUUUCAAUAAGUGCAGAAAAAUCUAGAGAGGAGUAUUCCGAAAUACAAAAGAUAUAUAUUACAAAGACAGAAUGAAUAAUGCUGCUAAUAAAGUGAAAGGAACAUGGAAUAUUGUCAAUGAAUUGAGGCGAAGGAACAAUAACCAAAAAUUUGUACAUUAUAUCCCUAUAUCCCGACACUAUUAAUGACUUUUACUGUUCC
Molecule: messenger RNA, 3884 nt
Organism: Leptinotarsa decemlineata (Colorado potato beetle)
Lineage: Eukaryota; Metazoa; Arthropoda; Insecta; Coleoptera; Chrysomelidae
Cellular component (GO): nucleus
Molecular function (GO): zinc ion binding
Source: RefSeq, a predicted model, not a curated record